CGACAAACGGGUCAGUUCAGACUGAAUCAUUCAAAAGGACCGAUUUGAAUGAACAACUCACUCGCGAAUCGGACAAGCAUCGCUCUGAUGAUGACUCUGAACACGCGACUAUCACUUUAGGCGAGUCUCCUCUCACGCCCAGGAUGAAUUCCACUGCGUAAAUGCUCCAAGAAACACCUCAGAAACUUUCUCCAGCAUGAAGCAACUGAUUAAUGAACGGAUCUGCGCAUUAUUCCGCAUUAACUGGCAGCAUACUCUCACAUAUUGGAGUGUAUUCUUUAGUUUUGGACUAUGUGUCGCUUUUCUGGGUCCGACCAUCCUGGACCUGAGAUGUCAAACUCAGUCCACGCUACAGGAGAUCACUCUGGUCUUCUUCUCCCAACAGUUUUUCCUCUUUAUUGGAAGCACCAUUGGAGGAUUCUUCAGUAAAACGCUUGUGCAUUCUUUGUCAGCGCUGGCUGUGUCCAGCCUCACCAUCUCUGUGUUUUUUGCCGUCAUCCCACUAUGCCAUAAGUUGCUCCUGUUGGCCUUUGCCUUGGCGGUAUCUGGUCUUGCCAUGGGCAUCAUUGACACCAUCUCUAACCUGCAACUGGUCAAGAUCUACCAGAAAGACUCCACAGUUUUCCUGCAGGCCCUUCACUUCUUUGUGGGUCUCGGCGCUUUAGUGAGUCCCCUCAUCGCUGACCCCUUCCUGUCUGAGACCAGCUGUGUGAUUGGGAACAGCAGCACCAAUGCAACAUCAUUAAGACAUCUGAGGAACAAGCUCGCUGGCAGACAUGUGCACAACGUGUCCAGUGUCCACCUCCACACCGACGGAGAGGUGGUGACCAACGUUUCCUACGCCUUCUGGAUCAUGGCUGUCAUCAAUCUUCCUGUACCCAUCGCCAUAUUAAUCCUGAUGUAUCGGGAGCAGCUGUUCACAUGCGGAUCAGACCCCAGUCAGCGUUUACUAGAUGGAGACGUGCUAGCGAUGAAAACCUGGGGAACCAUGAGUCUGUCAGAAGACAUUGGACAUCAGAAAGAGACUUCCAAAAGCCACGUAGACUUGUUCGGCUGCUGUCUCCUUGGCAACGCGCACAGCUUUCCGUUGUCUUUCUUUGGGAUCCAUAUCCUCGGGGGUCUGGUGCUCUUCUUUUCUGACGGUAUAGUGGGCUCAUACACAGGCUUUGUGUACACCUACGCAGUGGCGCCCCCUAUGAAUCUACCUCACAAGACCGCCGGAUACUUGACGUGCGUCUUCUGGGCGGCGAUCACUGUCGGCCGACUGUCUGCCAUUCCUCUGUCUUACCGAUUUAAAUCUGUACGCUUGCUCAUCGUUAGUCAGGUGGGUGUGAUAGUCACACUACUUCUGCUGCUGAUCUUCUCCAACAGCAGUGUGUUCCUCUUCAUCGGCACCUGCUGUCUCGGCCUAUUUAUAAGCAGUAUCUUCCCCUGCACGCUCGCAUUCACCGAAGACGUCCUGGAGUACAAAGGUUGUGCCACCACAGUCAUGGUGACCAGCGCAGGGAUGGGUGAGAUGUUACUCCAGGUGCUCGUGGGUUCGGUGAUGCACAGUCAAGGUAGCUUCAGUUUCCUGUUGUGCGGAAUGAUCUUCGGCUGCCUGGGAUUCGCUUUCUUCGUCCUGCUGUUCUUCGUCCAGCAAAGUCACAAAAACUUCACAGAAGCUUUCCCUAGUAACUCCCCUACCGAAAGACUUGAGGAAAAUGGGAUCAAGACCUGUUCUGCUGCCGUGCUGAACUCAUGGGACACGUCAGAGCAGAAAGCAUCCAUCGAUCCGUAACAAUGGAUGGAAAAUAUGACAGGAGCAAAGGGACAAUGGUGUCGUUGACUCAGGGACAUCAAGGACCAAACAUA
This is a messenger RNA of Sinocyclocheilus anshuiensis, 1854 nucleotides long. It is a transcript of the gene slc60a1a, whose product is annotated as major facilitator superfamily domain containing 4Aa. Gene Ontology annotation, molecular function: D-glucose transmembrane transporter activity. The record is from RefSeq and is a predicted model, not a curated record. Bases 197 to 1780 code for a protein of 527 amino acids. Lineage: Eukaryota; Metazoa; Chordata; Actinopteri; Cypriniformes; Cyprinidae. Gene Ontology annotation, biological process: transmembrane transport. The transcript has 10 exons.